Messenger RNA from Gossypium arboreum, 2489 nucleotides. RefSeq names its product DEAD-box ATP-dependent RNA helicase 7. Lineage: Eukaryota; Viridiplantae; Streptophyta; Magnoliopsida; Malvales; Malvaceae. The transcript is spliced from 15 exons. Bases 151 to 2232 code for a protein of 693 amino acids. Gene Ontology annotation, molecular function: RNA binding; helicase activity; ATP binding. The record is from RefSeq and is a predicted model, not a curated record.
GCUUACCUGCCACAUAAACUAUUGCAGUGAGAGAAAGAAACUCCCUUCACUGAGACAUUCUCGCAUUUCUUUUGUUUUCUACACAGAUCUUCAAUCUCUUUUUUUCAUUUUUUUUUUAAAUUUUCAGUUGUUAAAAAUCUAAAAUCUAAAAUGCCUUCAUUAGCUUUAUCCGAUCAUAAACACAAGAAAGAAGAUAAAAAGAUGAAGAAUAAACUCGCUUUAAAAAAUCCAGAAACCGAUAAGAAAGUGAAGAAACUGAAGGAUCCAAAGGUUAAAGAAGAUGAAAACGAUUUGGAGGUAAAGAAGAGUAAGAAGAAACGGAAGGCAUCGGAGCUUCAGUUAGAAGAGGACGAAAGGAGCGAGACGAGCUCGGAGAUCAAGAAAAAGAAAAACAAAGAGAAAUUGGAGAAGGAUGACGAGGAUGAAGGUAAAAGUGAGGAUCCGAAUUUGGUAUCGAGGUUUCGGAUCUCGGAAGCAGUUAGGAAGAAACUUAAAUCGAAGGGGAUUGAAUCCUUGUUUCCUAUUCAGGCCUUGACAUUUGAUGUUAUUCUUGAUGGCACUGAUUUGGUUGGCCGUGCUCGUACCGGUCAGGGUAAGACACUGGCCUUUGUGUUGCCAAUAUUGGAGUCUUUAACCAACGGGACUUUAAAAGCAUCAAGGAAGAAUGGAUAUGGCAGGGCACCAAGUGUUCUGGUACUUUUACCAACUAGGGAACUGGCUAAACAGGUUUUCGAGGACUUUGAAGUUUAUGGCGAGGUGGUGGGGUUGACAUCAUGUUGUUUAUAUGGAGGAGCUCCCUACCACACCCAAGAGAUGAAAAUGAAGAAAGGAGUUGAUAUAGUUAUCGGGACACCCGGCCGCAUAAAGGAUCACAUAGAGAGGGGGAAUAUUCACUUAGGUUCAUUGAAAUUUCGAGUUCUUGAUGAGGCGGAUGAAAUGCUGAGAAUGGGAUUUGUUGAUGACGUGGAACUUAUAUUAGGCAAGGUAAAGGAUGCAAGUAUGGUUCAGACACUUCUUUUUAGUGCCACCUUGCCAGACUGGGUGAAGGGUAUUGCAGCAAGAUUUCUUAAAACAAGUAAGAAGAUUGUUGAUCUUGUUGGUAAAGAGAAGAUGAAGGCUAGUACCAGUGUUAAGCAUAUUGUCUUACCCUGUUCUAAGUCUGCAAGAUCACAGUUGAUCCCAGAUAUUAUUCGUUGUUAUAGCAGCAGUGGACGUACUAUUAUAUUCACUGAGACAAAAGAUUCUGCUUCGGAGCUGGCUGGCUUAUUGCCUGGAUCCCGAGCUUUGCAUGGGGACAUACAGCAAGCGCAACGUGAGGUAACCUUAAAUGGGUUUCGGUCAGGCAAGUUCAUGACAUUAGUCGCUACAAAUGUGGCAGCAAGAGGAUUAGAUAUCAAUGAUGUGCAGUUAAUUAUCCAGUGUGAGCCACCGCGUGAUGUAGAAGCAUAUAUUCAUCGGUCUGGACGAACAGGGAGAGCAGGCAAUACUGGAGUUGCUGUCAUGCUUUAUGAUCCUAAAAGGUCAAGCAUAUCUAAGAUAGAAAGAGAAUCUGGAGUGAAAUUUGAGCACAUAUCUGCUCCUCAGCCAGUUGAUGUUGCUAAAUCUGCUGGUGUAGAAGCGGCCAAAAUAAUAGCCGAAGUCUCUGACAGCGUAAUUCCUGCCUUCAAGUCCAUUGCUCAGGAGCUAUUAGAGACUUCUGGUUUAUCAGCGGAAGAUCUACUUGCCAAAGCACUAGCCAAGGCCGCAGGUUAUUCUGAAAUAAAGAGUAGAUCCCUUCUAACAUCUAUGGAGAACCAUGUUACAUUACUUCUUGAAGCUGGAAAACCUAUUUACACACUUUCAUUUGUUUUUGGUGUGUUGAAAAGAUUCUUGCCUGAGGAAAAGGUUCAGUCAGUGCAGGGACUGACCCUUACUGCUGAUGGAAUGGGUGCAGUAUUUGAUGUUGCAGAAGAUGAUGUCGGAACAUUUCUGGCUGGGGCUGAAAAUGCAAAUAAUGUUAGAUUAGAGACGUUGAAGAAAAAAUUGCCACGUUUACAAGAAAGAGACCAGUCAAGAGGGAGAUUCGGUGGUGGUGGUGGUGGUGGUGGAAGAGGUGAUAGAAGCGGCGGCGGCGGAAGUGGUGGUGGUGGUAAGUUCUCUGGCGGCAGAAGUGGCCGAGGCGGGUUUUCUGAUAGAGUAAACGAUCGGUUUUCGCGUGGUGGCCGAGGUCGCUACAAUAGCAAGAAAUGGUGAGAGCUCACUAAAAAAAUAUAUAUAUAUAUAGAUCUGUGGUUUGAUUUCAGUCAUCAAAUUAAAGGGAAAUAGCUUAAGCUUUUUGUAAGCAAAAUUAUUUCUGAAGAUGAAGAAAAUGUUCUUAAUGAGCCUACGGAUUUUUUUUAUUUAUCUGAUUAUUCAGUGUUCCUCAAAGGGGUUUUGUUUUUCAUAGUCCCCAUGUUGGUGAAGAUGUAAAAAAAUUGCAUCUAAAUAUGUAUAUUCCUUGCCUACAAAAA